Aphanomyces astaci is the source of this 1918-nucleotide messenger RNA. RefSeq names its product TKL/LISK/LISK-DD1 protein kinase. Lineage: Eukaryota; Oomycota; Saprolegniomycetes; Saprolegniales; Verrucalvaceae. The record is from RefSeq and is a predicted model, not a curated record. Bases 54 to 1775 code for a protein of 573 amino acids. Gene Ontology annotation, biological process: protein phosphorylation. Gene Ontology annotation, molecular function: protein binding; ATP binding; protein kinase activity. The transcript has 7 exons.
CAGUAGUGGAAAGACGAGCGAUCAACGCACACUCGAACACCUGCUCCAUCAAGAUGCCAGCGGUAAUCACAAAGCGCCGCGACGACGUAGAUGGCAGCGAUAACCCAUCGAAAGGCUGCAUGGGCGAUGUGGAAUCCCUCAAUCCUCUAGACAUUGCGCUUGGUCCUGUGAUCGGAAACGGAGCAUUCUCAACUGUCUUCUCCGCGACGUACAAGGGCCAGCGCGUGGCACUCAAGCGUCAAGCUUAUGGGGCGCACAUUUUGCGUGAGCUGUCCAUCCUGAAGCAAAUAGAUCACCCAAGUUUGCUUCGAUACAUUGGCUCGUGCGAGUACACCCACCAGGACACCAAGGAGGUGUGGAUUCUGUCCGAGUUUGUCGGCGGCGGCGACGUGAGCAAGUACUUGAAGGGCAAAAAAUCCCCGCAUCUAACGUGGAAGGAGACAGUCCAGAUCGCGCUGGAUGCCGCCGACGGACUGCGCUACAUGCACGAGAAAGGGAUCAUCCACCGCGACGUGAAAGCUGCCAACAUGCUCCUGGAUGAACACUUGCGCAUUCGUCUUUGCGACUUUGGAUUCGCCCGCGAAGUGGCCUCCGAUAACAACCCGCCGCCGCCGCAGGAUCCAUCCAUCGACUGCGGGCUCCCGAAGCGCGAGCGCCGCAUGUCCCUCUGCGGCACAGACACGUACAUGCCCCCGGAGAUGCUAUUUGAAGAAGAUUACAAUGAAAGUGCCGACAUUUUCAGCUAUGGCAUCGUGCUCAUGGAGCUUCUUUGUCGGCGUCAUGUCAACGAAGAUGGGUUUCUCAAGCGCCAACCUGCCAAGAACUUUGCGAUCGACAUGGACGAGUUCCGCGCCGGCGUCCGUCCGACAUGUCCGUCGUCGUUGGUGCUCCUGGCUGAAAACUGCACAGCGUUUGAACCAACGAACCGACCGACGGCGCGAGAAGUGGUGGAAUGGCUCGAAGACCUCCAGAAAGACUUGGACAUCAACCAAAAGCAGCAGCAGCUCAUGUUGCGUAAGGCGUCAUCCGUGGAUAGCUUCUACGAUGACAACGAAAGCGAGUCGCUUUCCAGUGCCCACGUGGACACAGUCGUGGACGAUCGAGCUGGUGGCCACGACGAUGGGUCUUGGAUUUCGACUCAUCAUCAUGAAGACGAGUUGCAUUUCGACGAGACGUCCGCGCCUGCGUACGCGGGACCGCUGCUCAUGGCGCAUGGCCCCCUGCGUCGAUGGCGGCAUCGGUGGAUCGUCCUCCAGGACUCGACGCUGUCGAUUUUCAAAAAUCUCAAGCACUUUCAAUCGAUGAACGACCAAGGAACGCCCAAACUGGACGCGACGCCGUUGGCAGGGUGCCGUGUCAAGCAGAAACCCGCGAAUCGGCGGUGGACGCUGGAGCAUGCUGCAGUCGGUGGCGUCAAGUGGACGUUCCGGGCGUCCACGGCGCACGAGCUGCAGCUGUGGGUGGCUAUGCUCACCCGAGCCAUCCACGUGGCAGACUAUCUGGCUGGCCAAGAGCUAGCCAACGGCGAAAGCCCCCCUCCCCCAGUCGACCCCACCGACGAGAUCUACACGUGGCUCGACUCGCUCGACUUGGCGUGCUACUUUCAAACGUUCAAGUCCAAGGGAUUUGCCACGCUCGACUACCUUCGAGAGACGGGGCUCGGGGACGACGAUUUCAACUUUCUCAACGUCCACGACGCAAGUCACCGACAGCGCCUUGCCCGUGCCGCUCUAGUAUUGCGUGGAGAAGAAGAAGAAGAUGUAGUAGUAGGCUAGCCCACGGCCGGUUGAUGUGUGGACAGAAUUGUAGAUCAGUACAGGAUACAUACAUAAACACAAAUGUUACAAUAUUGUCGUGGCGUGGCUUCGUUCCUGUUGGGUCCAUUCGUCGUCCGCGGCGUACUUGGCGUACGUGCAUG